AUGUACAUACAUAACAGAAGUGAAGGGUUUGUGCAGUUGGAAUCACAAAGUUAUAAUUUGGAUUGUUUUUUUUCUAAAAUAAGCAGUUGAUAGACCAUAAUAGUAUUCUAAACAUCUCUGAUAAUCAUUUGUUCAUUUGUACAAAGUGUUAAUCAUCUGGGGUUGCUCAUCUCAAGGUUUGAGUAAACGAUACACUCAGCAAAAACCUUACAUAUUACACAAAAUAGACUUUAACAAUAUGUCACCACUUCUGGUGGUGACAUAACAAUUACAGUUUUGUAUCUGAAAUAUGAAUAGGUAUUUUUCCACAUACAGUAAUAUUGCACAUUGAUCCUUAGUCCUUUGCUUAUUUUGACCGCAUACAGAAUAUAAAGUGACUCAGGCAGUGCAUAAAAGGCCAGGUACUAGAAAAGAUGAAGGGUGCUUUAGUGAUUGAAAGAGCACGCAAAUACCUGUCAAUGUGGAGGACAGUUUUCCCGAUCCUGGACAAAGCUGCAGCUAGGAUACAUUCUGACAUACCUAUGAUGGCCACUGGAAGUCCACCAGACGAAACUAUCGAUUGGCAGGAAGCGGGCUUAAAUAUACAAGGAGAUCAGUCUCUACCAAACAUGGCUGGUAUCAAAUCCUCGGAGCGAUCGCCUCUUCUUGGGGCUCCGGCAUCCAAUCAGAAUGCAGACUAUAAUGGUAACCCUGCUUCAGAAGAUAAUGAUGACACUCUCAUUGACUUCAUGCAAAUAAAUCGUCACCAAGCGAUGAUGCAUUUAUUGAAAGGCAACAUUGGAACUGGGAUCAUGGCAAUGCCGUCUGCCAUUGCAAAUGCAGGAUUAUGGGUGGGGAGUAUAGGUUUAGCUAUUAUAAGUGUCAUCACAAUACAUUGUAUGCAUCUACUUGUCAACUGUGCCCAUCAUCACAGAGUGACUAAUAAAGUACCUAGGGGCCAAAGCAGGCAACUUGACUAUGGGGCAUGUGGUGAGAUAGCCUUACGUCAUGGGCCAAUAGUCUGGCUUAGAAAUCACGCACAAAUAGGAAGAAUAACCGUGAAUGUUUUUCUCAGCAUCACACAAUUUGGCUUCUGCUGUGUGUACAUACUCUUUAUUGCAAAGAAUGUUAAAGAUGUGUUUGACUAUGCGUUCGCUUAUGAGCUUCCAGUACUCGCAUACCAGGCCAUAGUAACAGUUUUCUUACUACCAUAUUGUUGUAUACGACAAAUGCGACACUUAGCAUAUUUCUCUACAAUAGCAAAUGUCUUAACAAUAGCAGGACUUUCCAUCACAUUUUGGUACUGUUUUACACACUUAAAGCAUAUUGACAAAUACCCAGCCUUUAACUCAUGGGGAACUCUGCCACUCUACUUCGGGACUGCCAUGUAUGCUUUUGAAGGAAUAGGAGUGAUCCUACCGAUUGAGAACAAAAUGGCCGUUCCUGACUAUCUACGUGGUUGUAAUGGAGUUCUGAAUGUUGGCAUGGUGAUUGUUACAUGCCUAUAUAUAUCACUUGGUUUCUAUGGUUACCUGACAUUUGGACCUGAAGCAUGUGAUGUAUUGGGAAGUAUAACCUUGAACCUUCCUUCUAAAAAUUGGUUGUAUUUGGCUGUUCGUCUGAAGUUUUCCAUAGCAAUCUUUAUAUCCUAUGGAUUGCAAUUUUACGUCCCGUUAGAGUUCAUGUGGCCACCUAUUAAUGAGAAAUAUGGCGAUCACUAUCCAUGGUUGAGAAAGUAUGGGGAAUAUAUAUUAAGAUGUCUACUAGUCUUAUUAACAUUUGGAAUAUCAGCUUCUAUACCCCACCUGGACUUACUUAUAGCAUUAGUAGGGGCCUUAGCCAGUAGUGCGCUUGCACUCAUCAUUCCCCCAAUGUUGGAGUUAUUCACUCGCUGGGAUGGAGAAUUAGGACGUUACAACUGGGUGCUAUGGAAAGAUGUCGCUAUUAUCAUUUUUGGACUAAUUGGAUUCGUAGCGGGAACUGCAGUGUCAUUAAUGUCAAUUAUACAAAAGUUUUAAAACUUUUUAAACACUACAUAUAUGUGUACUGUAGCUAUAUGCUGAUAUUCCGGUUUUCAAUUGAUCAAAUAUUGUUCUGCUCCGUAACCAUUAGGCUAACCAUUAAACGCUCCUAUUACAAGUUUUCAUUUUUGUGGAUAAUGCUAUUAAUGGAGCUAAAAUGUUGGACCAGUAGGACUAAAAAGUAGGAGUGGUUUCAGCUUAAUUGGGGGAUAGAGUUGUCACAUGGUAUUUAUUCUGCUAUUGAUAUGUUUCUGUUGUCUUGUUUUAGUGUUAAGUUUAUAUUUUACUGAAAAUGUAUUUGAUGGUUAAAGGAAAUACUGUAAAUUACUUUAAUUUGACAGCCGUUUUAAUUUGGCUGAUUUUGCAUAUUGAUAAAAACUGCCAAAUUAAUAUAAGUCU
Owenia fusiformis is the source of this 2399-nucleotide messenger RNA. NCBI's taxonomy places the organism in Eukaryota, Metazoa, Annelida, Polychaeta, Sabellida, Oweniidae. The record is from the annotation of a GenBank genome assembly.